CCUGCAUUCCCUGAAGCUGAGGAGGCCGCAUCCCUGAGGGUCUCCGUCCACAGCUCCAGCCCCGUGAGGGACUCCUCCCGUCAGCGGCACUUUCCGGUCGUACUCCUCCGCCUGCCUCUACCACAUCCUCCGCUGACAUCAGCCUACGUCGCCAUAUUGGAGGAGAAGUCACCUCCGCUAGCUCGGCCGCAGCAGGCGGGGAACGCCGACUCCCACCGCCGCUGCCUCCGCCUCUCCUGCCUCGGCCGAAUCCCGCUCCCCAUGAUUCCCCCCGGCCGGCCUCUGCCCCGGUGCGGAUAGGGCGGAGGCAGGAGCGGCUGCCAUCUCUUCUUCUUUCCCCUUCCCGAUCUGUCGCCAAGCUCCUCUCCCCGUGGCGGGCCCUUGACCUUCCACCGCUUCUAGCCAUGACUUCUUUGACUCAGCGUAGCUCCGGGCUGGUGCAGCGCCGGACAGAGGCCUCCCGCAACGCCGCCGCCGCCGCCAAGGAGCGGGAGGCGGGAGGCGGCCCUGAGGAUGAAGGCCGCCGGGACGAGCCCGGCGACCAUGACAAGGGCGACUCCAAGGAAACACGCCUCACCCUCAUGGAAGAGGUGCUGCUCCUGGGCCUCAAGGACCGUGAGGGUUACACCUCAUUUUGGAAUGAUUGCAUCUCCUCCGGAUUGCGUGGCUGUAUGUUAAUUGAAUUGGCAUUGCGAGGGCGUCUUCAGUUAGAGGCUUGUGGAAUGAGGCGUAAAAGUCUAUUGACAAGAAAGGUCAUUUGCAAGUCAGAUGCUCCUACAGGGGACGUUCUACUUGAUGAAGCUCUGAAACACAUAAAAGAGACCCAACCUCCUGAAACAGUACAAAAUUGGAUUGAACUGCUUAGUGGGUUCGAGCUUCAGGAGGAAAAGAUUCAAAGGAUGCCGCCUUGGAAGUACCUGGGUCUGGAGAUUGGUGAAACAUGGAACCCAUUGAAGUUGCAUUACCAAUUACGAAAUGUCCGUGAACGGUUAGCAAAAAAUCUAGUGGAAAAAGGUGUAUUGACCACAGAAAAACAAAACUUCCUUCUUUUUGACAUGACUACACACCCUCUCACCAACAACAAUAUCAAACAGCGCCUCAUUAAGAAGGUUCAAGAAGCAGUUCUUGACAAAUGGGUUAAUGACCCUCACCGCAUGGAGAAGCGCUUGCUGGCACUUGUUUAUUUAGCCCAUGCCUCAGAUGUUUUGGAGAAUGCUUUUGCCCCCCUUCUGGAUGAGCAGUAUGAUUUAGCCACAAAGAGAGUGCGGCAGCUUCUGGAUUUAGACCCUGAGGUUGAAUGUAUGAAAGCCAACAUGAAUGAGGUUCUAUGGGCUGUUGUAGCAGCUUUCACAAAAUAACUGCAUUCAGACCAAAGUGUUCUCUCUUCUUUCAUGUAAACCAAUUGUUUCUCUCUUAUUGACUAUUCAUGUUUUCUGUUAUUUGUACCUUCUCACAUGAUGAAUCAACUCUUGUUUAAUAGAAAUUAUGUAGUGAAUUCCUGCCUUUUCUAUUUGUAUACAGGAUUCUGCUGGUACAAGAGACCUUCCCAUUUAAAAACAACAGAAAAGGUUUUUACUGCCAUAUUGGCAUUCUAAUUCCUAUUCAGUUUUGAGUUAUCUGAAAUACUUUGUUUAGUCUAUUUUUCAUCUUACUGUUAUUGAAGUGGUUUAACGUGGAAAAUACCUCAAGAAGGAAAUGUGCAUGCAGUUGGAUCACGAGUCUCAGCUGACACAGAUGUGUGCAUGCAUCAAUGCUUCUGCAGUACAACUCCUAACAGACUGAAAAAGGGCCUUUUAAAAUCACCAAAGUUUCAUGUUGAAGUACCUGUCAGGACAUUUUAUAUAGAGAUGUGGUUUCAAUUAUAUUUAACAAAAUUACUUUAACAACAAAAAUGCCAUUAAGCAGCUUUUUCAAUAGUUCCUGUAAAAUGCCCCAUAAAUUUUACUUUUCAUUCAAGUCUCUUGCAUACUUAUGUUUGCAUUAAAAUUAUAUCUGAGUCAUAAGGCUAGAGUUGAAAGGUCCAGUUUUUUCAUAAAUCCAUUUUGGGAUGGCAUGCGUUCCAUUAUAUUGUAUAUAUAGUUCAAAUUGUAAAUUAACAGCUGCCCCAUCUUAGUAUUUUGCGAGUUUUAUACCUGGUGCCCCUGAUUUGCCAUCAGCCAUUUGAUGGAAAAAAAGGCCUCCUAUAAAGAGCAUGUAUGUGAAAGCUGUUUCCAGUGUCUACAGAGUUUGCUAUCAAGGUAUUCUAAGUCUAUACAUUGUCUUUGAGAAUUACUGUCUAGAAAGAGACCAUUUUCCAUCAUCAUACCAUCAUUUGUACUUUUUUUCCUUCUCUUUUUUUUCCCUUCUCUUUUUUUUCCCUGCUCUAUGGAAGAGACUUGUGACUAGUACAGUUCUUGACUGCAGUUUUUAUGUUUGUUUGUAUACAAAUUAAUAUUUGUAUCAAACCUCUCAAUCUAUUUUAGACUUUAAAAGCAAAAAGUCAGUUCUCCUAGGUGUUGCAUUUAAAUGGUUAGCAAGUGAUGACUGCAGUUCAGAUUAUUAAAGUUUCUGUAAUGGGAUGCUGUGCUAUAUUUUAAUUUUUUAUAUAAAUUAUGCUGAUUAGCACACUAUUGUAAAAAAAUAUGUAAGACUUUGUCUUUUAAAAAAUGUAUUGCCUUUUUGCCACUGCUUAUCUCCCAUUUGCUUCACAGUGCAAAUAUGCAUUGAACAAAUUAAGCACCAAUCUAUGUAUUUUUUUCCUCAUAACAAUGAAGAUUUAUGGUGGGGCUUACAGGUGUCGAGAAACUUUUUUUGGUUAAUAUUCAGAGUAAGAAUACUAGAUGGUAUAUAACUUUAGAGUUGAAAUUUAAGAGAGCACUUAGUCUGUAUACUAGCUUUUUACCUACAGCAAAUAAAUUAUGAUCUUAAAAGUGCCUGAAACAGAGCAAGCAUGUAAUUUUGUUGUUGUUGUUGCUAAUUAGAAAGGUUUUAUUGCUUAACUGAAAGCUUUAGUUAAUAUUCUUCUUAGAAAGAGAGAAUUUAUAUUAAGUAGAUCAAACUGACCUAAUCAGCAGUGCCACACAGCUCUGCAGGAUUCAUGGAUGGGUUAGACUGAGUUAACUUGUGAGUGUUCAGUUGUGUCUGCCAUAGGUCGGCCUCUUCUAUCUUAAGCAGAACUCUACAGCCUCAUGUGUGACUGGACUUCCAAUUUUGCACUUAAUUUUAAAGAAUUUAAAUGCUUUAGUAGGUGACUUGAAAAUGCAACUUAAAUUCAUCAUACCUAUAGAACCUUUUUUAAAAUAAAGGUUUUAAAAUAUAGUCCUUAACAUUUA
This is a messenger RNA of Hirundo rustica (Barn swallow), 3311 nucleotides long. RefSeq names its product Golgi phosphoprotein 3-like. NCBI's taxonomy places the organism in Eukaryota, Metazoa, Chordata, Aves, Passeriformes, Hirundinidae. The coding region runs from base 405 to 1358 and encodes 317 amino acids. The record is from RefSeq and is a predicted model, not a curated record. The transcript is spliced from 5 exons. Gene Ontology annotation, cellular component: cytosol; Golgi cisterna; trans-Golgi network. Gene Ontology annotation, biological process: Golgi to plasma membrane protein transport; Golgi organization; retrograde vesicle-mediated transport, Golgi to endoplasmic reticulum. Gene Ontology annotation, molecular function: phosphatidylinositol-4-phosphate binding.